AAUAAACAACAUAAUAAAGCUUGAAAUAAAACGUAAAUAGCUUAUCAAUGACUGUGCCGAUGUCUGAAGUCAUAUAUUAUUUUAAAGAGAACCUGGCCUACACGGAAGAUCAUGUGUUGGUGAAGAAUCUGGUUUUUAAAUGCGCAGAAAAUCUGGAGGCGCAGCUGAUUCAAAAGCAUUUUGAGACUUUUGGAUGCGUUGUAGAAUUGCAUCUGUUUCCGAGUGAAGAUAAAAAAAUAACUGGCUAUGUUCUCUUUGAGAAUGCUCUUAAUGCUGCCAAUGUAUUGAAGAGAGAGUUGCAUAAAGUCAAUAAAUACUGUGUAACAGUUCAGCCCAAUUACAGUUGGUUUCAACCAGAUGCUGACAAAUUGCCGGAUAAUUUUGAUCCUAAUGAAACUGCAGGCAUUUUAAAAUUAAACGAUUAUUGCCUGGAACAUAUAUUCCAAAAACUAUCGAUAACUGAUCGCAUUCACUUUGCACGCACCUGCUAUCGUUUUCAAUGCAUUUAUGAGGGAAUGUCGCCGAUGUUGGACAAAUGUAUCGAUUUUCAAAUAAUUAAGGAAAUGACUGCGUUGGAAUUGCAUGAUUUUUUUCAACUUUCCGGACGUUAUAUAAAGCAAAUAAUAGGUGAAAUACCAGAUCAGUACUUUCAACUCGGUGAUAAUAAAUUAAAAAUGUUUGCAAAUCUCAAAAGUCUUCAAAGUCUGGAAAUAAUGCAAUUCGAACUUAACAGUAGAGAUCUGCAAGUAUUUGAACAUUUGAGUCAGCUUAAGAAAUUGCGUAUAUUGGAUUUAAAAAUGGAAAGUGCCGAUCAUUUAAAUUAUCUGCCAAAGUCUAUAGAGUCAUUUUCAGUGGAUUACUUCGAGGGCUGGCAACACUCAAACUUGUUAGUUAAUAUUUUUGACAGGUUACCGUUGCUUAGGGAAUUGCAUAUACCGCACAAUACCCUCGAAUCACCCUGUGUCGAGCAACUUAUCAACGACAAAUGCUGUGAAUCCUUGGAGAUUCUCUCCAUUGGCUGUGAUGAUUUUGAGCGGGCUGAUUAUCAUCAGAGAUUUGCCUGAUCCCAA
Drosophila innubila is the source of this 1070-nucleotide messenger RNA. RefSeq lists its product as uncharacterized. The transcript is spliced from 2 exons. NCBI's taxonomy places the organism in Eukaryota, Metazoa, Arthropoda, Insecta, Diptera, Drosophilidae. Gene Ontology annotation, molecular function: protein binding; nucleic acid binding. The record is from RefSeq and is a predicted model, not a curated record. The coding region runs from base 48 to 1064 and encodes 338 amino acids.